UCUGAACAAUUUUCAGUCGACGUAACCUUGAAAUCAAGACACCGUCUCCCCUCGCCUCAUUUCCACCUCCUUAUAUACCCCUCCCCAUUCCACCUGUGAAAAACUUCUUAGACUCUCUCCUCUUUAGAAUACUGCAGCCUGAUUAACAACAAUCUUCUUGAUUGAUCAGAGUAUUUUGCUACUGGUGUUUAUCUCUUUGUGCAAAAACACUACUAGUUUCUGGGGUUGAUAUUUAUGGACAAAGGAUGGGGCGUAACCGUAGAUAAUUCUGACAAAAUAGGAUUUUUUGGAAAUAAGCCGGUUUUUGGAUUCAAUUUGAGUCCUAGGUUGAAUCCUAGCAAGGGUAGUCUGAGUAUGUUUCCGGCCGCCGAGUUUUUGGCCAAUCAGAACCGCCGGGAAGACUCGCACGCUGCUGCUUCGUCCGAUGGUGAGAAGAGGGUUGUUGUUGGCGAAGUUGACUUCUUUUCGGACAAGAAGAAGGCUAAUGAUAUCCUGAUCAAGAAAGAAGAUUGUCAUGGUGAAGACAAGAUGAAGACUAACAUGGACGUUGUAAAUACGGGCCUCCAACUUGUUAUCGCGAACACUGGAAGUGAUCAAUCCACGGUGGAUGAUGGAGUUUCAUCAGAUAUUGAAGAUAAAAGGGCUAAGCUUGAGCUGGCUCAGCUUCAAGUGGAGCUUGAAGGAAUGAAUGCUGAAAAUCGAAGGUUGAGAGAGAUGCUAAGUCAGGUUAGCAACAAUUACACUGCCCUGCAAAUGCACCUCAUGACAUUGACGCACCAGCAACAACAGAAUGCCAAACCCCAAACCACACAAGACCAUGAGAUUGGAGAAAGGAAAUCUGAAGAAAAUAAACCUGAAAAUGGAGGAGUUGUAGUUCCAAGACAAUUCUUGGACUUAGGCCCUAGUGGCACAGCCGAGAUGGACGAGCCAACCAAUUCUUCGUCUGAGGAGAGAACCCUUUCCGGAUCACCCCACAAUAAUAUGGAACUGUCUAGGAAUAAAGGAGUUGGUAGGGAAGAAAGCCCCGAGUCACAAGGCUGGGCUCCCAACAAAGUUGCCAAACUAAACGCAUCAUCGAAGACUGUUGAUCAUGCUCAAGCCGAAGCUACCAUGAGGAAAGCUCGUGUUUCUGUUCGAGCCCGAUCAGAAGCUCCCAUGAUUACUGAUGGAUGCCAAUGGCGAAAAUAUGGACAAAAGAUGGCCAAAGGAAAUCCGUGUCCGCGUGCUUACUACCGGUGCACCAUGGCUGUUGGUUGUCCAGUGCGCAAACAGGUUCAGAGGUGUGCUGAGGACCGAACUGUCCUAAUAACAACAUACGAAGGUACUCACAACCAUCCGCUUCCUCCGGCCGCCAUGGCGAUGGCUUCGACGACGUCUGCAGCCGCGAAUAUGCUACUUUCGGGCUCCAUGUCAAGUGCCGAUGGACUGAUGAAUCCCAACUUUCUAGCAAGAACCAUUCUACCUUGCUCAUCUAACAUGGCAACAAUUUCAGCCUCGGCUCCAUUUCCAACAGUCACACUAGACCUUACUCAAACUCCAAAUCCAUUACAAUUCCAAAGACAACCCUCCACCCCAUUUCAGCUUCCUUUUGGAACCCCUCCCCAGAACUUUCCUCCGGUGGCUAACCCACAAAUGCAUCAGGUUUUUGGCCAAGCAUUGUACAAUCAAUCGAAGUUUUCUGGUCUCCAAGUGUCCCAGGACAUUGAAGCUGCAGCAGCAGCAGCACAAAUGCAAAACCAAGGGCAACAUCCACAGGUGCAACAAGGACAGCACCACCCAUCAUUCGCUGACACGCUUAGCGCUGCCACGGCCGCGAUCACAGCUGAUCCCAACUUCACCGCGGCCCUUGCAGCUGCUAUCAGUUCUAUCAUUGGUGGUUCUCAUCCCAGCAGCAGCAACAAUAGUAAUCCAACCGCAUCAACACCGCCAACUGCCAAUUUUCCUGGGAAUUAAUUUCAAGAGCUUCCAUUUUCUUGCUUUUUUUUUUUGUGGAGAUAUUUGAUGUUAAUUAAUUUUGUCUAAUCUUUCUUUUUCCUUUUUUUCCCUCACAUGUAUUUUGGCUGAACAUAGUUAACAUGUUCAUAUUUUUUAGUUUUUUUAGGUCGGGCCUGCAGAGGAAAAUGUUGGAACAUAAAAAAAAAAAUUCUUCAUUUA
This is a messenger RNA of Coffea eugenioides, 2154 nucleotides long. Its product is annotated as probable WRKY transcription factor 31. The transcript has 6 exons. The record is from RefSeq and is a predicted model, not a curated record. Gene Ontology annotation, biological process: regulation of DNA-templated transcription. Lineage: Eukaryota; Viridiplantae; Streptophyta; Magnoliopsida; Gentianales; Rubiaceae. Gene Ontology annotation, molecular function: sequence-specific DNA binding; DNA-binding transcription factor activity. Bases 235 to 1953 code for a protein of 572 amino acids.